AUGAAGACCGCUAUUCUGCUCUUCGUGCUCUUCCUGGCGGGCCAUGUUUUAGCUAGGCCAUUCGGCCCAGUAAGCAACUAUGCUCGAGACAGCGCCACUAGCUUGGCUGGUACCGAGAUCCUGAAGCUUCCAUUAGUUAUCAAAUUGAUUGAAACAUUUCUGGCGAUAAUUUCGGUUACGCUGGCUGUUGUGGUCUACGGUCUCUUGAUACGGCGAGCAUCAUUGAUGUCGACGGCAUCAAUGUAUCCUUGCCGCCCUAUUGAAACUAACAUCGGUGAGCUUCUGCGUCGAGGAUGGCCCAGUAGCAGUCAAGAUAAGCCAAUUCAACCCGAUAUAUCACCUAAGGUUCAAUUAUUCUACCUGGGGAAAAUGCUCAGCGACAACAACCACGGGCGGGUUGCGAAGGGCAUUCAACAAUGCGCCGCUACGCCAGAAGGUCCGGCAGAGCGUCACGCUAUGUGGCUGACUAGUGGCUCUCCCAUAACUAGAAGUGUCGUUCAACUGCUAGUAUGGGAAUGGGCCUCCCUCUGGCUGAUGUUCCUGAUGCUCGCUGGGACGCUGAUGUACAAUGGAUUUUUCACGAACGAAAAGACCAUCGAUAGCUAUCCACGGCUGGCUGUUACUCUUAUCUACGCGGUCUCCUACCUGGUCCACUUCCUUUAUGUUUGGUAUAUCUGCUUAAGCUUUCUCUCCAAAGCAGCUGCCGGUGCCUCUUGGAGUCUCCUGGAGAGAGCAAACUUUGCUGUCAUUGACAGUCAAAAACUUGAUCAGUCAUCAGAUGCAACUAUAGAGCUCAAGGGUAUCGACAAAUCCAGCGCUGAAUACGUGCCGACCAACAUUCGCGCGGUUCUCCACCAUAGAAAGGACGAGAUAGUGCGUGAUGAUAAUUCCAUCGCUAAACUACGCUCAAAAGAGGGCGGGAAUAAAGAAGAGCAGGGGGAAGAGGACUUGAAAGAAGUCUCUAUGGCACUCAGAACAAUUUCUGCAGCUCAAGAGAAUGAAAGAACCACGACUAGAGAGUCUGCAAAUAACGCCCACGACCGAAUCGUUUCCAACAGUUUGCUCGUUAUGGGCAUUACGGUGGCCUCGGCCUUUUCCUCUUGGACAUCUUUUCAAACAACAGAAAAUACGCCAAACAAUUUCAACACGAGUGCAAUUGGGUCCAUGGCACUCCUGACCUCUCUCUCGCUAGGCGUGGCGGCUUUGCUCAGCUCCGCCUUACACCUCAGCAUUAUGGACUCUUCAUUCUGGACGAUCUUAUCAUUGAAAGAGAUAAAGAUCAAUGGACAGGCAGUUGAUCACUACAAGAAGAGGAGGCGAAAGCAAGAAGAUCAAGCUAAUUUACUGUCUUUCACGGAAGGAACCAUACCGGUAUCCCGUAUUAGCUUCUUGGACAUCGUUGCGACGAGCUAUGGUGCCAGGAAUCUUCUCAAACUUUUGCUUUUCGGGCCUGCAUACAGUCUGUUGCCCAAGAAAGAAGACCAUGGACGAACCUCUGCGGAAACUGGGUUUGAUUUCCGGGUCCGCGUCCGCAAUAUGACUGUUCUGUUAACAACUCGAGCAACAAAUGCGCAUAUGAGGACGAAAUACGGUGACAAUAUGGAAGCCAUUAAUGUGUGCUAUAUUGACCCGGAUAAGAAGCGUCUGAUUGACGGUGGAUGCUUUGCAACUAAUCUCGACCUGUAA
Messenger RNA from Penicillium cataractarum, 1686 nucleotides. RefSeq lists its product as uncharacterized. The coding region runs from base 1 to 1686 and encodes 561 amino acids. NCBI's taxonomy places the organism in Eukaryota, Fungi, Ascomycota, Eurotiomycetes, Eurotiales, Aspergillaceae. The transcript is spliced from 3 exons. The record is from RefSeq and is a predicted model, not a curated record.